Messenger RNA from Marasmius oreades (fairy-ring Marasmius), 2130 nucleotides. RefSeq lists its product as uncharacterized. Bases 1 to 2130 code for a protein of 709 amino acids. The record is from RefSeq and is a predicted model, not a curated record. Lineage: Eukaryota; Fungi; Basidiomycota; Agaricomycetes; Agaricales; Marasmiaceae. The transcript has 13 exons.
AUGUCUCAACUGCUGGCGAGCCUGCCCUCAUCUGAUGCAUUUGCGACGAUAAUCAUGGCCACUUUGGCGAUGAAAACAUUUUUUCUGUUCAUUUUGAACGUUGUCUCCUUCGCGGAGAUGUUUGUCCCUCCAACGCUGAAAGUAGAACCCGGAGCACCUCGUCUAGUCAGCAUGACUCAAUCGUUGGACCUCGCGGCGACCCCCCUUCCUCCUGCUAACGACGACGGUAAUAUUGCCAUUGUGAUUUGCGGUGGGGUGGGCUCCCUCAUCCUCUACUAUGGGGGAUUUCUUCUUUCUGGACGCGGCAGCGCAAGUUUGUCGUUAUGCGUGCUUACCGUUUUCGGGACGUUUAUGCUCUCCUCCCUCGCAGAAAGGUACCCUAGAUUCGAUAAAACUGUCAAACAGCCAAUCGCGUUUGGUGCCCUCUCAUUUAGAUCCCAAACCUCUCCGCGUCCCAAAGCAAACUGGAACAGUGUUUUCGACAACCUACCCUGGCCCAGGAGGUCGGCGACGUAUAACAUUUUGUAUUCUGGCUCUGUUCUACCUGCUGUGACAGUCGCUGUCGAUAUGACUGUUUUAGCCAUUGGCACGAAGGUUACAGUUGGAUUGGGGCUCUGUGCGACUUUUGAGGCGAUCGGGAUAUGCACAACGAAGUUCCAACAAGACUUCCCAAUGAUGAGCAUCCGCUACAUGGGGCUCCUGCUUGUAGCGUUGUAUCACGAUCUCCUGAUAGGUGUUCUUAGACCGACAUGGCCGGGUAACGUCUGGCAUUUUAUUCGUAAGCUGAAGACCCCGUAUGCAUUUAUGGUCCUGCCAAUAUUCUUUCGACUUCAUCGUAGCUUUAUGUGGACGGAAGUGGUGCCCAGGCUCACGGAUGCAAUCAACUCACUGACCUUGAUCAUUGUUGGUCAGUAUGUCUCUGACCCUCUUUUGGCCAUGGACUCGACUGCAGAUUUCAUCGUCAAUCCGCCUUUCUCUGCUCGCUCCGUGGGUCUAUUCAUUGCGGCCUUAAGCUUGACAACAGUACCUGCGUUAGGUGGCUAUAGAAAGCGAUAUUGGGCUCUCAGUGGCGCAGGUAUCGGGAUAUUAGGCCUACCUUGGGAUGCUGUCGCUCGGCCUAUAACAUCUCUGAUCAUUCUAGGAAUUGUGUUUGCCUUGUUUUCCUACCUCUUUAAAUCGAUUGCCAGGCAUUCUGGAUGGAGUGUUUUGGGUUACACGAUCUUCAUCCAAAUAUUAAUCGUUUUCUGGAGCUUCCUGUUUUGUCACUCGGACGACAUUAGGAACUCCUACUCCCAAGGAGAGCUCGAGAUCGUUCAAGUAGCCAUUGUUGCAGCGGGAUCUGUGAGGGACUCAAUCCCCAAAACAGGAGCACCCGCUCGACUUGAGCGGUUGACAUUGGUGAUAGACAUCUCUUCUUUGGUUUUCACCUUGGGCUCGUUUGCAUUGGUAGAUCUACCGGACUCUUUUCAUGAAGAGGUGGAAUACGCCAGCCUACCUGGUCAUGCAUUUGCCGUUGUGGGUGGCAAUAGGGAUAAUGGUUGCAUCGAUGCUGGUGGCUUAUCCUUCACAUCAUCGAAAAUUGGACAUGGACGAGGGGGCCAACGUCAAGCUCGAGUUGAAGACAACUCUGAGCUUGAGAACCAAUCACGCUCAGUGGCAGAAAUCGGGAAGAGUUCUAACGACCUGGAGUUGAAUCUGGAAAUGCUCAAGGUCCUUCGUAAAGACGCAGAGACCAGAUGUAACGAGGCUACCAUCCGCGUACAAGAGUUGGAGCGCGAACUUCACUUUGCUACAUCCUGCAUUCAAGAUAUGGGGCUGGAGCUCCAACACGGCUUAACAAUCAACAGUGAGCUCCAACAGCAAAACGCUCAGCUUCAAACCGCUCUAGAAGAAAGUAAUAAGGACAAGGAAAUCUUUUUCCGUGGCUUUCGUGAACGAGACACACAAUUGAGAGCAGCUGAAGCACAAGCUCAAACCCUAGAAAUUCAUGCGACCGAGCUCCUCCACCAAACUCUGCAAGCUUCGACCUUGCAGAACCAGCAGCAAUUGUUAAGUAUCAUGAAGAAUUCUCUCGGUGUCUGCACCUUGUGCCAAAAUGGUUACGACGAAGCAAGGCUUCCCUCAACGUGA